Molecule: messenger RNA, 1245 nt
Organism: Cydia strobilella
Lineage: Eukaryota; Metazoa; Arthropoda; Insecta; Lepidoptera; Tortricidae
Exons: 8
Coding region: 2-1237 (411 amino acids)
Source: RefSeq, a predicted model, not a curated record
GAUGGAUUUUCUAGAUUCAUUAGAUCUACAACUGCAUGCACAUGGCAAGAAGACCGACCGUAUGCGCUCAUGGUACCUCUACGAGCAGUACAGAACGCUGGAGCAGCACCAGCUAGACGCAGCCCAGCAGCUGCGUAACCGCUCGGUCCAAGAACAGCUGCUGCAUCAGGAGCUCACGGAGCGGCGCGCUCGGCGUAGUCUUUUUGAUCAGGUCAGCAUGUAUAUCAGCGACCCGAAGCAAGAUCGCAGCCAAGCCACCUGCCUCAGCACCACUAACGACGACUUCUACGAGAGCUUCUGUGAACUCCACGACUUUGAAGACAACAACAGCCUGGGCAGCCACCAUGGCUCCCAUAAUACCUUCAUUGAGGAUAAGAAUUUAGAAGAUUUCCAAGAAGAUACCAGCUGCGCGGAUAGUGUAUCCAGCGUGGUUGAUAAGGAAGCUACGGACAGGUCCACGCAACGAACUAUUGCUGAAAACAUAAAGCUCCAUCUACAGACUGUUAAAGAAAACUUGGCAAGCCUCGAGAGAUACUCCCGGAUGGCUGACGGUGAUCACAACUCGGAGGCGAGCGUAGACUCUCUGGGUUGGCCCAAGCAAAACAUUCUUCGGAAGAACGUUGAUGAGAAUCAAUUGUUUUAUAUGUGGAGCCGCCUGGUUGCGUUCGCUUACCAUAUUAUACAACUUAAUCAUGGAAACUGCUACUAUGACUACAGCUCCCAGCUGCUCACCGCCGUCCUGGCGUGCGAUGCGCUGCGCCGCGGCGUCAACCGCAUGUGUGAUAUUUUGCAGUAUUACGUCUCACCCGUGAAAUAUGAUAGUGAUUCUGAAGACCAUUCCACUAUCUGCAGCAAAAAACUUAAAAAGAAAAAGUCUCAUGGGUCGAAAAUAAUACGGAAAUCGUCUAAAUAUAAGAUAAAUUCGAGUUCGCAAAAAAGAGUCACGAGGCGCUUCGAAGAUAACCACCAUGCGGAACAUUCGGGCAGCUCCUGGCAACACGACAGGAAUAAAUACUCAGUCGUACACACAAUGGAGCAAAACAGGAGACACCGACAACCGAGGAGACGAGAGUGGCGAAAAGCUAAACGUAGCUUCAUCCCCCGGAGCCCCCGGACCCUCUGGCCCUCUGAGCUGGAAACCACCGUCUCCAGCACCUUCGAGCGCGCAAACCCCAUGCUCACGCUCGUGCAGUAUUUGGACGAUGUCCUCAAAACUGACGUCCGGGACUUUGAUUGAUGUUUUUG